Piliocolobus tephrosceles (Ugandan red Colobus) is the source of this 424-nucleotide messenger RNA. Its product is annotated as potassium/sodium hyperpolarization-activated cyclic nucleotide-gated channel 2-like. Gene Ontology annotation, biological process: regulation of membrane depolarization; potassium ion transmembrane transport; sodium ion transmembrane transport. The transcript has a single exon. Lineage: Eukaryota; Metazoa; Chordata; Mammalia; Primates; Cercopithecidae. Gene Ontology annotation, cellular component: membrane; axon; HCN channel complex. Gene Ontology annotation, molecular function: voltage-gated potassium channel activity. The record is from RefSeq and is a predicted model, not a curated record. The annotation marks the transcript as partial.
GUUCUACUGGGACUUCACCAUGCUGCUGUUCAUGGUGGGAAACCUCAUCAUCAUUCCGGUGGGCAUCACCUUCUUCAAGGACGAGACCACCGCCCCGUGGAUCGUGUUCAAUGUGGUCUCGGACACCUUCUUCCUCAUGGACCUGGUGCUGAACUUCCGCACCGGCAUCGUGAUCGAAGACAACACGGAGAUCAUCCUGGACCCCGAGAAGAUCAAGAAGAAGUACCUGCGCACGUGGUUCGUGGUGGACUUCGUGUCCUCCAUCCCGGUGGACUACAUCUUCCUCAUCGUGGAGAAGGGCAUCGACUCCGAGGUCUACAAGACGGCGCGCGCCCUGCGCAUCGUGCGCUUCACCAAGAUCCUCAGCCUCCUGCGGCUGCUGCGCCUCUCGCGUCUGAUCCGCUAUAUCCACCAGUGGGAGGAG